This is a messenger RNA of Spea bombifrons (plains spadefoot toad), 2831 nucleotides long. RefSeq names its product IQ motif and ubiquitin domain containing (gene IQUB). The transcript is spliced from 13 exons. NCBI's taxonomy places the organism in Eukaryota, Metazoa, Chordata, Amphibia, Anura, Pelobatidae. Gene Ontology annotation, biological process: cilium assembly. Bases 75 to 2687 code for a protein of 870 amino acids. The record is from RefSeq and is a predicted model, not a curated record. Gene Ontology annotation, cellular component: motile cilium; acrosomal vesicle. Gene Ontology annotation, molecular function: protein binding.
CAGCAUUGAGCCACUAACCACGGCGAGCGCGUUCAGUGUCUAUCGCCUAUCUAGAAAGGAGGGCUAACAUUUAAAUGAAGAUGGAACCUACAGCUGGAGCAACUUCUCAAAGUAUAGAUGUAUCACAGCAGACGGAUGAUGACAUGUCAGCUGCAGAUCACAAUAGUCCAGAGUCCAAUACUGCCGGACAGGACGCACAUACUGACUUGGUGUUGGCGGAACAAGAACAGCAAACGACAUUUGAGGCAGGAGAACAAGGUAUGAAUCAACAAUCAGAUCUUUGGGCUGAACAGCAAUAUGACAACUCGGAAGGACAACCUUUGAUGGAUCCUACACCAGAACCAGAAGAAGUACCAGGUCAUGGGGGUGAAUCAACCCCACAGAAACUACAGAGCGUCUCCUGUGAGCAAGAACAACCUCAAUUAAUAAUAGAGCUGGAAGUAACGCCAGCUGACCAGCACACUGUAGCCGAGAUCAUCUCCAAGCAAAUAGAUCAGCAAACUGACCAAGACUUUGGUACACAGCUACUAGAAAGUGAAGAAGAGGAGACACAGUUUGUUCAAGAAAAAGCAGACGAGUCCCUGAAUUUAAGACAAGAGGAUAAUACAUUUGCAGAACAAAUCAGAUCUACCCCAGAUGAAGAUGUUAUACCUAAAAGUCAACCUGAAAUAAACACGUCUUUAGAAGUGUCCAAUACUACCGCCACAGUUAAGGUCAUGCUGGUUCCCGAUGGUCAAGUGGUUACCUUGGCAUUCUCUAUUGGAUAUUCGGUAGAAAACCUUAAAAACUACUUUGCAACUCAGAUGAAAAUCCCUGAAACUGUCAUUCAGAUAAUGUUUGAAGGACGUGUUGUGCAAGACCAGGAGACCUUGGUGGAUCUUGGAGUCAUUCCUCAUGGGACGAUUCAACUGGAGAUGCUGUCAUUGGAUCCUGCAACUUAUCCGAUGAAAGCUGUGAAACUUCAGCAGGAAUACAGCAUGCCAGAUGUUAUAACUGUCAGAGUGCAGACAGGCGAAGAAACAUACCAGGAUCUGGUAGUCGAAAUAGAAAGGCUCAACUACCGCAAACCAUAUCUGGGUGGAUAUCGGCAUAAAGUGACCGGAGUGAUAUUUCAUCACGCAGGCACACAAACUGUACCAAAAAAGAGGCCAGAUAGAGGAACUGUUGUGUUCUGCAGGGAAACACAGACUGUAUUCGAAAAGAACAAGUCACAACAGUCAAGGAAUACAGUGUCUACACAAAUGACCAAAAUUGGAUGUUAUGUUGCCAAUUUAACCGAUAAAUUGUUGCAACCAGGAAGAUACAUCACAGCGGAUGAGUUUCAUGCUCUGAGACUAAAAGCAGUCAUAGUGAUACAGACUUACUAUCGGCGUUUCCAUGCGAGAAAGGUGGUACAGCAACUCAGAGAAGAGAAAAGACUGAGAUUAGAAUGGGAAGAAAGAGAGGAACUAAGGAAAAAGAGAGAGAAGGAAGAAAGAAUGAGAAAAGAUUACGAGCGCCGAAUGAAUCCAAAAACAAAGGAAGAUUUUGAACUUCUGUAUCAUGCACUGGAAUUGUGGCGAAAGGAAGAAGUAGAGCGUAUAAACCAAACAUACAGCGGUGCUGAAAGAAGAACAGCUCUGUCGGCACUGCUAGAGCAGGAAACGCAGCUUAUCGCCUCAAUUGGUCGGCAUAAGAUAGAUGCAGACCAAGAAAGCCAACAAAAAGCCAUACAACUCCUUUUGGACAAGUGUUGCGAACCUAAGAGGUGGAAAACGUUUGAUGGAAAAACUACAGAGAUGGACACUCAGUAUACGAUACGUGCCAGAGAGCUACGUGACAUCUACACAACCAUUAACACAAAAGAAUUAAACCGUGAUGAGAGGCUUGAUGCGCUUUUGACACUUAAACACACUGUGAAGGAGCAUGAUUGCAAAUUAACCAAAGAAAUUGUUGAGCUGAUUGACAGAGAGGUUGAUCUCUUAAUGCGUGGGGUUAAGGGUUGCAACCUUGAUGGACUUAGGAAAAGGAUAUCAACGCUCUUCCUGCAGUACAUAAAAACACCCACUUUUAACCCAGAAGUCGCAAGGCUGCUGAAGGUUCCUCAAGAUUUUACAGUUCUGCGCAAAAACAUCUACUUCUGUCCAAGUUGCAAGAACUAUCUGCCUUCUACAGAGUUUUCUCUUUCUGCCAGCGCACGCACGGUGGGGAGAUGCCGCAAAUGCUCUAAGUUGGAUAACGAAGCUCGGAAGAGAGAAGAAUUUUCAAAAUAUAACAAUUUACUCAAGCAACUCAAAAAAGCAGAGGCAGACUAUGGAGAUGAGGCUAGAAUAGCUUUUUUGCUGCAGCAACAAGACCUCCAGUACCUGGUUGAGAAUAUAUGGGCUGCUCAAUCGGCACUGAGUGCCUGUGAUGACAUUUACGAUUUAGCAAUGGUCAGAUGGGACAAGUACUAUGAAUGGUCUCCAUGGAACUGUAUUCUCCUUAACAAAGAGGAAGCAGCUGCUCACCUAAAACUUUCCAAUGCUGAGCAGGCUUAUGGUACCAUCUUUAUUCAUAAGAUCAAGCACAGACACACUCUUGCCAGGAAUUAUUUUUCCCAGAUUCCUGAGAUAGCACCAUUUCUGCACGUGGAGCGAUGGAAUCAAAUGUCUACAGUAAAUGAUUUGGUUAUUAGUAAUACGGUGACAGCACCUUCCCACGCCUGACUUCCAUUUUAUCAUUAUGAUUUUCCUUUUUCACCCUACAUCUUUGCUCUUUGAACUAAAUUUACAAACUUGCAGCUGCACUGGCAUUUAUAAAUAUCAGCCGUACCAAUUAAAGUUCUCUAUAAAUACAGUUAUAUUGAAGAA